Macroventuria anomochaeta is the source of this 200-nucleotide messenger RNA. RefSeq lists its product as uncharacterized. Bases 23 to 184 code for a protein of 53 amino acids. The transcript has a single exon. The record is from RefSeq and is a predicted model, not a curated record. Lineage: Eukaryota; Fungi; Ascomycota; Dothideomycetes; Pleosporales; Didymellaceae.
UAAUCCUACAAUUACAUAAGGCAUGAGGCUCGAUCGCAAAAUCCACCACCAUCAUCGAUCACCAGCAGCCUCCGGGACCGGACAAGCUUUGCGGUCUCCAACCUCCCGCUUUCUCUACACCUGCAUCUCCACACCUGCACAGCGGCACGGCUCCACACCUCCAAAAGCCCCCAAGGAAAUUUAACGAACGAUUGGCUGAA